UCUUUCAGUAGUCCACGGCUGAUGUGUGUGUGUAUGCGCGCGUGUUUCUCAGUGAGAAGGCGCUUUCAGUGUGCAGAGUAAAAGCAAGCAAGCAAGCCAGCCAUGGUAGGGUGCUGGGAUGUAGGAGACAGAAAGAGGGAAGCCCCUCUGGGCCACACUACAGCAGACCCCCUUUGACCCUUUUCUAGCAGGCAGGCAACGUCUUGGGAUUUUUUAAUUAUUAGCAAAGAAUCUCUGCCUCUCUGUCCCUCCUCUAGAGCAGCCUUUGGCCUGCCUGAUUAUAGAACAGAGAAACAGCACAGCAGUAAACUGCAGUUUCUCAGCUGCCAAGCUGUAGUUAACUGCCAUCUUUUUCUCUUCAUUAUUUGUAUAUAUAUUUUUACUGGAAAGAAUUUCCAUAUUUGUGGAGUGUAUUUGGCAGGCCAAGAAUAAAUCCAGAUUUGACUUGCUGCGUUGAAUGAUGGAAGUGACAUUGGGCCAGUGGCUGCUGAUCGUCCUGCUCAUCCUCUUGCCUCUUCUGUAUGAGUGGAGUGUCUCAUUUAAGUAUUUCUGCAAGGUGGCCUUCUACAAUGGAUGGAUUCUGUUACUGGCUGUCCUCGCCAUACCAAUCUGUGCUGUCAGGGGACGUAAUGUAGAAAACAUGAAAGUACUGCGAUUCAUGCUGCUGCACAUAAAAUACCUCUAUGGGAUAAAGAUUGAAGUGAAGGGCUGGGAGAACUUCUGGAUCAAGGAACCUUAUGUAGUUGUCUCCAAUCAUCAGAGCUCCCUCGACUUGCUUGGUAUGAUGGAGAUUCUACCUAAUCGCUGUGUACCUAUCGCCAAAAGGGAGCUGAUGUACGCUGGUACUGCUGGCCUGGCCUGCUGGCUCUCUGGUGUCAUCUUUAUCAACCGCAAGAAAACUGAUGAUGCUAUCAGUGUGAUGUGUGAGGUGGCGAACACCAUGAUAAAGGAGGAUGUGAGAGUUUGGAUAUUUCCAGAAGGAACUAGGAACCACGAUGGCUCGAUGCUUCCUUUCAAACGUGGAGCUUUCCAUCUCGCUGUUCAAGCACAAGUGCCCAUAAUACCUGUGGUAAUGUCCUCAUACCGUGACUUCUUUAACAAAUAUGAGAAAAAGUUUACUACGGGAAAAUGCACAGUUCGAAUCCUUCCUAAGAUCGACACCAGAGGGAUGGAUGCAGAUGACGUCCCAGAACUGACAGAAACCGUCAGAAAAAUAAUGCUGUCUGCAUUUUAUGAAAUUUCAGGAGAGACACGAGAAAAGGAUUCCAUACAGUGAAAGGGAGGAGAACAAAGUUCAGUUAAAUGUGAAAUGGAUAAAAGCCCUUCAGGACAGAACAGAUAUGACCAGGAGGAGCAGUCUUGCCUUGGAACUAACCAAAUGUUCACUUCAGAGUUAGACGACUGGAUUUAUUCAUGGCUCUACAUGUCCCCUUCAGCUCAUCUACAUGGAAUGAUCCACCUUACUCUGUCAGCAGCAUGGCAUGUUCCAUUUUACCUUGACUAGAGGGCUAAGGGUGUCCACUGAAUCAUGAUGCCAUCUUGUUUAAACCAUAACAUUUUUAAUAUUGCAGUAUUUGUUACCUGCAGGCAUGGUGGAUUUUUUGUUGAUAUUCUGCUAAAUAUUUAUUUGUUCACCUUUUUAAUUUAAUUUUUUUAAAUUUAGAAAUGCAGUUUUCCAGUUACAACAUAUAGGUGUUUGAUGUAAAAAAAAUUACCAAUACUUGGUACAUUUGUUUGAGAGGUCUUACAGUGGAAUGCUCAUUCAGUGAAUGUAGGAUGUCGCUGUGGAAGUAGGAGUAGCUGUUUUGCUACAUUUCCUGUAGGUAUGCCUGUAUGUCUGCCAUCUUGGUAAAGUGAUCAGUUAAAUAGACAUCUUCAUGUAGACCAAAAUACUGACUUUUGUCAACCCAGCCAGUGCCGUGCUGUGUAGUUCUACCCUCAGGCUCUGCUUUCUUUAAGUAAGAGACACGCUUGAAUGGGUAGCGGUAGUGAUAACAAGAAAAGACAGUAAGGUUUGCCUAGCUGUGUUGUGGCAGCAUGUUGAUGGAAGGUAGAAGUGCCACAAUUCAUAAUAAGAAUAAGAUAUAGCUAUUAAUCGUUGCUACGUUCUUCUUUCUUAUCCCCAGAAACACAGCUGUUACCAUAUGAAGGACAUUUUGAAUUAAAAUGGCAGCUAUAUCAGAAGGAUUGCCAAGAGUCCAUGGCCAGUCGGCCGUGGUACAAGUAAAAUAGUUGUGCAGGUUACAUGGCCAUUAGGAGUAAAAAAGUUUCUAUCCUUCAGGUAGUUAUUCAUGGAAGGUACCCAAAAACCUGUUGGUUGCAGGAUUACACUUUGUUGCCACUAAUAAUUUUGUAGCAUUUAAUCUAGUAAUAACUUUUAAUGCAAACUUUAGCCCAGCCAUAUUACAGCAGGAAUGCUUUGAGCAUACUAAAGCCCAUCAUAACUUGUUGAAUUUAGUGUAAUUGAAUUGUUAAACCCGCCUGACUUAGUGAUGUUUCUUCUUGUAAGCCAUCUGGAAGAUAUCAUUCUCACCACAGAAGACUGUCACUGGACAGAUUGCAUGAAUUUUUACUACUUGAUUGAUCUGUAUUAUUUAGAAUACGUAUCUUGUUCAUACCCAUAUUCACUGAUUUCCACAGAAACCAGUUGGACAGCGUUGUAGUUUUCCGCAAUCCUUCCGUAGGUGCCACACAUCUUUUCUAGUAUCUUGUUUUUGACACAUGUAGAUAAUGUCCUGUUCUUUGCACAGCUUGAAUUCUUAUUUCAUUUCACACCUGAUAGACAGGCCUUUGUUUUGUUACUUUUGGUGGCAUUAAAAUGGCUUGGCAUCUUUAAGCACUUAGAACAGAAACUGACUACACACCAUUAGCACUUUCAAACUAUUGAAAGAAUUGACCCUUUUCAACUGACAGUUUUUUUUUUUUUAAACUACAGGAAACUAAAGAUCAGUGACAUUUCCAGACUAGUUUUACACGUGUCUUGUAGUUCUGUUUUUUUUUAUUACUGAUGGACAAAGAGAACUCAAGUUUCAGAUUCUGUGGCAGAAAGAAAUUCCAAGCAUCAUUAACUAGUACAAGCAAUGUGUUAAUUUAUUAUCCUGCUGGAAGCCUGACAUUUACAAAGUCAUCCACUGUACAUAUUUGUUUCCAGACUUGCUUGCAAUCAGGAUCAGUGGGAUAUUCCAGAGGCACCAGCCGUAUGACACAUUCCGUUUUUUAAAAUCCCUGAAUUCUUGCUGACCAUCUAUCCUACUCUCCUGAAUGUGAGAAUUCUGUGACCCACUUGAUCCUUCUGGAUUAGAGCCAAAUGAACUAGGAGCAGGGACAUCAUCCAUAUGUCAGACAUCUUGUCCACACUUCUUGCACCCUUCCCAUAGAGACAUGCACCUUUGCUGUUUGCAGAGGAAGCACAUGUGCUGCCAUACUAAACAUUCUCUCAUAAGCUGUGCAUGUUUGCAGCAUGGGUUACUAGGCUCAUUGCUGCAGGUGUCACCAAUGCAUUGAGCUAUACUCACUCCUAAAAUGAACAAGUUGGAAUUAGCCCCUCACUCCCACUGUUCUCUACUUGGUCCCUCAACAUCUGUGCCAGUGAUUGAAAACAUUCUACCUGGACAUACUGAUGGCUUUAUCCCUGUAUUCCACUUGGCCAGUGACACACCUCAUGUUCUGUGUUCCUUCAUAGCCCUCACACAAGAAUAUAUGAACCAGUUUAGUACUGCCUUGUCAUCUAAUACAUGAUCAUCCCAUACCUGCAGUUUGACAUGUAGUGUCUGCAUUGCAUAAUAUGAGCAUGAUUUGGUGCAGUCUGCUAACAAUUUCUCUUGUCAUUAGCUACCACAUGAAAGGCCAAGGUUUACUUGGUUUCAGUCGCACUCGUACUCACUCUCAGUUGUACUCGUACUCGGUCUCAGUCGCACACAGUCUCAGUCACACUCGGUCUCAGUCCCACUCAUACUGAGUCUCAGUCCCACUCGCACCAAGUCUCAGUCCCACUCAUACUGAGUCUCAGUCCCACUCAUCACUCAGUCUCUGUCCCACUUGUUACUCAGUCUCUGUCCCACUCGUUACUCAGUCUCUGUCCCACUCGUUACUCAGUCUCUGUCCCACUCGUUACUCAGUCUCUGUCCACUCGUUAUUCAGUCUUUGCCCCACUCAUGAUAGUCAUCAGUGGGUAAAAUAAUGCUUUUAGAAAAUAGAGAGAUAGGGAACAGAAGAAGGCAUGGGGACAGUUAAACCAAGCAGGUCCAAGAGAGGAAAUUAAGUUCUUCUUUACAAAGGAAGUCAGAGAUGCUUAGCAUGAUUUCCAAAAGAAGUAGCUGAGUGGAAAGAUAAAGAAGGGUUUAGGGGAUCAUAGGAUAAGAUGGAAUACAAGUAGGAAUGAGGUGGGUUUGCUGCUUUAUGACUACUUGUGUAUUUAACUGAAAUAGAUAUUAGUGACCCCCAUUACACGUUUAUGUUCAUAUCUGCUUUCAGUCUUCACCCUAUUAAUCAUUGGUUGAUUACAGAGUAGUGGAGGUUGGCAUAGUGGUAAAGAUGUUUACCUGACAGACACAAGGUACAGGGGUUGGAAUCUCACUAGGGAAAUAUGACUAGGCAUAAAAAGGCCCCCCAAGGGUCAUUAGACUAGUAAUUACCUAUGGACCUGAACAAUACAAUACAACAGACAAAUUAGUCUGAAGCAGUGAUUAACAAUGUAUGACCAUUUGGAGUAAUAGUAUAAGUGUUUAUAUCCCAUAGCCCAUCUGUAUUGCAGGGUACUUUCUCUGAUUUCUGACACACCCUUCCUUCCACACCAAGCAGUUAUUUCCCUGUCUUCUGUGAAAAAUUAACCAGAAGAGGUGAAACUUAAUGGAAAGAAGAAUAGGAGUUCCAAGAGGUGCAAAUGAGUUCACAAGUCCUGCCUUCCUUAACUUCUAACUUUGUCCUUCACUGAUGAUGUUUUUUUAUGGAGCCAGCCACAGAGGGCAUUGUGAAACUAGCAGAUCUUCUCUGAGGGUUGAUUAGGUUGUGAUACAAAGUGGUACUGACACAUCAGCCUGUUACAGAUGUGUAGAAGCAGUCUUCCAGCAGACCCAGACACACGCCCAGGCACACAAUUCAGCAGACUACUGACGGAGCAUGCCUCCCUUUGCUUAGGCAUUUUAGCAUCACUCUCAAUCCAUGCUUGAGACUUCUUGAAAAGUAGGGAAAGGAAAUCAUGCACAAGUAGAUUGUUGGACCUGUUAGUAAUCAUUUUCAAGAAAUAGGAACUGGGCCAUUUAUAAUUCUUGAACCUAGACCUUAGUAUAGUUGGAUUUAAUAACUCAGCUGAUCAUAGGUUCAUAGGUAGGUACUAGACUAUCGGCCCUAGGACCUAUACAAGCCAAGCCAAAAAGGUACCCU
Protopterus annectens (West African lungfish) is the source of this 5382-nucleotide messenger RNA. It is a transcript of the gene AGPAT1, whose product is annotated as 1-acylglycerol-3-phosphate O-acyltransferase 1. Gene Ontology annotation, biological process: phosphatidic acid biosynthetic process. Gene Ontology annotation, molecular function: 1-acylglycerol-3-phosphate O-acyltransferase activity. NCBI's taxonomy places the organism in Eukaryota, Metazoa, Chordata, Ceratodontiformes, Protopteridae. The record is from RefSeq and is a predicted model, not a curated record. Gene Ontology annotation, cellular component: endoplasmic reticulum; membrane. The transcript is spliced from 7 exons. Bases 458 to 1276 code for a protein of 272 amino acids.